CUCUCUCUUCAUCUGAUAAGACGCUAAAGCCAAAAUUUGGGUUUCUCAAGAGUCUCGCUAUCUUCUUUUUUUCAGAAAGCUCCCAACAAAAUAUUAUUCCCAAAACACCCUCCUCAGCUCUUUCAAUUUUCGAAUCAGAACCCUAACAUCUUCACCAUGAACCAUUAUCACAUCUACGAAGCCAUCGGUCGUGGAAAAUAUUCGAGUGUGUAUAAAGGACGGAAGAAGAAGACGAUUGAGUAUUUUGCAAUCAAAAGUGUCGAGAAAUCACAGCGGAGCAAAGUUCUUCAAGAAGUUAGGAUACUUCACUCUUUAAAUGAUCCAAAUAUACUUAAGUUUCACUCAUGGUACGAAACUUCUGCACAUUUGUGGUUGGUUUUGGAAUUCUGUACCGGUGGAGAUCUCAUGACCUUGUUACGGCAGGAUGGUAAGCUGCCAGAAGAUUCAAUUCAUUUCUUGGCCUAUGAUCUUGUCAAAGCUUUGCAAUAUUUACAUUCAAAAGGAAUCAUUUACUGUGAUUUAAAACCAUCAAACAUCCUUUUGGAUGAGAAUGGGCAUACAAAGCUAUGUGACUUUGCACUUGCAAGAAAGUUGAGUGAUAUAUCUAAAACGCCUUCUUCCAUGCUGCCACAAGCAAAACGCGGAACUCCCUGUUAUAUGGCUCCUGAAUUGUUUGAGGAUGGAGGUGUCCAUUCUUAUGCAUCUGAUUUUUGGGCACUAGGUUGUGUGCUAUACGAGUGUUAUGCAGGAAAGCCUCCUUUUGUUGGCAGGGAGUUCACUCAACUUGUAAAAUCCAUCCUCUCAGAUCCGCCUCCUCCACUUGAAGGAAGUCCAAGCCCUUCUUUUGUCAAUAUUGUUAAUUCUCUUCUGAUUAAAGAUCCAGCUGAGAGAAUAAAGUGGCCUGAGCUUUGUGUGCAUGCCUUUUGGAGGAAUAAAUUUUCUCAAGUAUCUUUACCACCUCAGCCCGCUUUUGAAAACAUGAUUGAGUUAUAUGCUAAACCAUGUCUCUCAGAGCGUAAUGGUGACCGAUCUUCUCAAAGCAAGACCCCUCCUAUAUAUAGGGAAAAAGAUCCAAAGGGGGCUUCAAGGAAAGAUGAGAAUUCUCUGGCGGGUUCAAGAGGUCAUGAGACACCAGUUAAGGGUACACCAGUUGGCCGUAAAACUCAACCAAAGGCUUCUGGCAGAGGAGCGGAGGAGAAGCAUAAAGAUCAUUCUAGUGCUAUUAAGCGUGUGAAUCUCUUGAGAUUAUCUAGAAUAGCCAAAACAAACUUACAGAAGGAGAAUGAGAAGGAAAAUUACCGGAGGCCUGUCCCUAAUAGCUCUGAGAAUGAAUCUGAAGUUAAAAUUGAGAACACCGAUAUGGAACUUGAUUUUGAUGAGAACACUGAAGAGGAAGUGCAUGAUGAAUCAGAUGGGUCAGAUGUCCCCACUUGUACGACUGAAGAGAAGAUUUCAAGUCAGAAUCAGGAACAAUUCAAAGUGGAAUUGGGGGAUAAUAACGUUGACAGAGCAGACAGCCAAGCUGGGAGUAAUUUGCCUGCCUCUGAUGAAUCAAAAACAUGUGAUCAGGAAUCAUCUUCAGAUCAUGUUGAAGUGGCUGCAACCCCACCUAGUGUCAGUUCUCAACACAGAAACCAGAGAAUUAAGGAAAGUCCAGGGGCUGCCCUUGAGUCUGAAUGGUCAAAAACAUCCAAUAGUAUCUCCAAAGUUCUCUGGCAUACUUCUGAUCUUUCUGUAAGACCUGUAAUGCCAAGCAGAAAAUCUGAUAAAAUGUCAGAGGCACUUCCUUCACUACCAUUUGAGGCAUUGCAUCCGUCUGAUUUUGUAAGAAUGUCGAAGGAAAAAUUGGAUGCACUCAACAAUAGAAUCAUAUCAAUAUUUGGAAGUGCUGGCACCGGUGAGAAGCAAAAUGUGAUUAGAUACCUUGAGAUGCUUAGUAAUAACGCAGAAGCAGCCAAUAUCUUGACUAAUGGUCCGAUAAUGCUCAUGCUUGUCAAAAUGCUCAGGCUGUCCAAGACUUCUGCUUUCCGUGUACAACUUGCUUCACUGAUUGGCUUGCUGAUCCGACAUUCUACUUUCAUUGAAGAUGAUUUGUCAAAUUCAGGAAUUUUAAUUGCACUUAGUGAUGGUCUUAGAGACUACCAGGAAAAAGUUAGAAGAUUUUCUAUGGCUGCUUUAGGUGAAUUACUGUUCUAUAUUUCCACUCAAAAUGAGCAAGCAAAAGAUAACAACCCACUUGAAUCUCCAUCAAAAAACAACAAGCCUGUAUCUGGCUGGCAGGUCCCAAAUUCAUUGGUUUCAUUGGUGUCAUCAGUUUUACGUAAAGGAGAGGAUGAUAUGACUCAGCUUUAUGCAGUUAGGACAAUUGAAAACAUUUGCAGCCAAGGAGGAUAUUGGGCAUCUCGUUUCACCAGCCAGGACGUGAUUAGUAACCUGUGCUACAUUUACAGGGCUGUGGGGAAGCAAGAGAGCAUGAGGCUAACUGCAGGGUCUUGUUUGGUCCGCCUUGUUCGUUUCAAUCCCCAUAUCACUCAAUCUGUUAUAGAUAAACUUUCACUCAAGGAUAUUGCAUCUGCUCUUAACAAGGGCAGUCCGCGCGAGCAGCAAAUCUGCUUAAAUCUUCUAAAUAUGGUACUGCUUGGGAGCCAUUUGUUCUCAAAUAUAGGAAGGUACCUUCAACCGUUGGUAGAGGACAAGAAUCUGGUGCCUAGCCUAGUGUCUCUCAUAGAACAAGGAACUGAAACCCUACGGGGCAAAGCACUUCUUUCAGUGGCUCUUCUUUGUAAGAAUGGUAAGAGAUGGUUACUGCAAUUCUUUUGCAAUGCAAGGUUACUCCACACAGUGGACAGAUUGGCAAAAGAGAAGGAUAACUAUCUACAGCAAUGUCUAGAUUCAUUUCUUCAUGAAGUGGCAUCUACAGUUCCCGGCUUACUUGAUAGUAUAACCGGAGAUAUCCAGCAAAUGAUGGGAGGACGACGACAUGGGCAGAACUCUGCCCUUACCAGUCGUGCUGCUGCAAAGAAUAAUGUUAAUUUGUUCCCUGUAGUUCUUCAUCUUAUUGAGAGUUCAUCAUUUAAAAGCAGAUUGGUGACUCAUCAGAUCUUGCGGCAGUUGGCAAAUCUUAUCCAAGUUGUUGAGACACCAUUUCAAGGACGGGAUGAUUUCCAAAUAACAUUGUUACGAGUUCUGGAAUCCAUACUUGAGGAAUCUCCUGUAAUUCUUGAAAGCCCUAAUAUUUUUACCCAAGGAAUUCUUCCUAGUCUUGCUGUUCUUUACAAGGGCAACAAAGAUGGUAAUGCCAGAUUUUUGUGCCUGAAAAUCAUGUUCGAUGUGAUGGUCAUCUUCUUGAAUGAACCUUCAUUAAAAGAUCAAAGUUCAGAGGAUCUAAGAUUGAUAUCUAAUUCUCAUUUUCUUCCACUCUAUCCCACCUUGAUUGAAGAUGAGGAUCCCAUUCCCAUGUAUGCACAGAAGCUUCUAGUGAUGCUAAUUGAGUUUGAUUAUAUCAAAAUCCCUGAUAUUUUAGAUCCGAAAAUGGUCUCAAAAUGUUUUGGAUUUUUGCUUGGCGAUCUAACAAAUGCAAAUGUAAACAAUGUCAAACUGUGUUUAGCUCUGGCUUCUGCUCCUGAGAUGGAUUCCAAGUUACUUUCGCAGCUAAAAGUGGUUCGAAAAAUUGGUAAUCUUUUGGAGCUUGUAUGUGCAAAGGAUAUGGAAGACUUUCUUGAGCCAACUCUUGGCUUGUUUAAGGCUUUUCUUCUCCGCUCUAGUGGAAAUGGUUUCGUUUACACAAAAGAACCCACACAGUUACUUGAUGGUUCAUUCGAGUCAAGUGGCUCAGUCAAUCAGCAGCAAUGCAUUAGAGAUAUAAUGGACUUUGGCAGCAAUGUUGGAGUGCUAUUGGAUUUAAGUGCAUCUCAUGAACCGAACAUUGCUGAUGUAGCCUCUGAAUGUGUUGUCUUAUUGCUCAAGGCAGCUCCAAGGGAAGCCACAACUGGGUUCCUAACUAAUCUCUCAAAGGCUGGUUCAAUCCUCGAGUCCUGGCGCAGCAAGGGCAUCUCUCACUUGCUCUUGAACCGGUUACUGCAGGCUGUUGGUUAUUCUUGUAGGCAAUACUUAUCACAUGCUAUGAUACUAUCAAUAUCUGCAGCUGAAAUUACACGGAUUCAAGGCAUCGUUUCUGAGUUGAAAAGCUCCAGUAUACCUGGAUUGGCUAAUGUUGCUUCCGUUGUUUUCUCGGAGUUGCAGCGGCUGCCUCGUCGCAUUUGAACUUCAUUUCAGGCAAUGAUGAAACGACAUGGAACAUAUUUAUGGAGUUCUGGAGGGUCAAAAUAAUCCAUGUUAGAGAGGUGAGUUAUAUUUUGUUAAGUACUGCUCUUGGCCUGCAAAUGUAUAAACCAUGCAUGCUUCGUUUCGUACCAUCAUUGAUAUAAUAUCUUUUUCUUUUUGUUGGAUAAUUGAUAUAAUAUCAUAUAUUCAAUUUAAGUUCUUUUCGUUCCUUCAA
This is a messenger RNA of Gossypium raimondii (Peruvian cotton), 4498 nucleotides long. RefSeq names its product serine/threonine-protein kinase RUNKEL. Gene Ontology annotation, biological process: protein phosphorylation; phragmoplast assembly; cytokinesis by cell plate formation. Lineage: Eukaryota; Viridiplantae; Streptophyta; Magnoliopsida; Malvales; Malvaceae. Bases 157 to 4263 code for a protein of 1368 amino acids. The transcript has 11 exons. Gene Ontology annotation, molecular function: ATP binding; protein kinase activity; microtubule binding. The record is from RefSeq and is a predicted model, not a curated record.